Salvelinus namaycush (lake trout) is the source of this 3339-nucleotide messenger RNA. It is a transcript of the gene sema5bb, whose product is annotated as sema domain, seven thrombospondin repeats (type 1 and type 1-like), transmembrane domain (TM) and short cytoplasmic domain, (semaphorin) 5Bb. Gene Ontology annotation, molecular function: chemorepellent activity; semaphorin receptor binding. Gene Ontology annotation, biological process: axon guidance; semaphorin-plexin signaling pathway; negative regulation of axon extension involved in axon guidance. The coding region runs from base 1 to 3339 and encodes 1112 amino acids. The transcript is spliced from 21 exons. The record is from RefSeq and is a predicted model, not a curated record. NCBI's taxonomy places the organism in Eukaryota, Metazoa, Chordata, Actinopteri, Salmoniformes, Salmonidae.
AUGGCAACGUCUCUGUGGGAGGUUGUGUCCCUUCCUCCCGUUGGUCUACUGCUGCUCCUCUGCCUGCCACUCUGUCUAUGCCAGCAGCCAUUGGUCAACUUUGAGAGCCUGUCCCCGCCCCUACCGGAGUGUACCAGGAAAGUUCAUCCCGUCGUCCCAUACAAAGCCUUGAGUCCCUGGAUGUCACGAUUCUCUCGUCCCGGAGUGAAGGACUUUUCCCAGCUGACCCUUGACCUGACCAGAAACCAGCUGAUUGUGGGAGCUAGAAAUCACCUCUUCAGACUGAGUCUCAGUAAUGCUUCUCUCUUACAGGCAGUAGAAUGGGGACCAGAUGAAGACACCAAGCGGUCAUGUCAGAGCAAAGGAAAGACAGAGGAUGAGUGUCAGAACUACAUCCGGGUCCUGCUCAUCACCGGGAGGUGGAUCUUUACCUGUGGAACCAACGCCUUUACCCCCGUCUGCACCACCCGGCAGAUAGGAAACAUCAGUCGCGUGAUGGACACGGUGAACGGGGUGGCGAGAUGCCCCUACGACCCGCGUCACAACUCCACUGCCAUGGUAACAGAGAAGGGCGAACUCUACGCCGCCACUGUCAUCGACUUCUCGGGUCGUGACCCCGUCAUCUACCGUAGCCUUGGUAACAUGCCGCCGCUGCGAACAGCCCAGUACAACUCCAAAUGGCUCAACGACCCUCACUUUAUCUCAGUCUAUGAGGUGGGUCUCUUCACCUAUUUCUUCCUGAGAGAGAACGCAGUCGAACACGACUGCGGUCGGGCCGUGUUCUCCCGGGUCGCCCGGGUCUGUAAGAACGACGUGGGCGGUCGCUUCCUAUUGGAGGACACUUGGACUACGUUCAUGAAGGCGCGGUUGAACUGCUCGCGGUCAGGAGAGAUCCCCUUCUACUAUAACGAGCUGCAGAGCACCUUCUAUCUGCCCGAACAGGACCUCAUCUACGGCAUCUUCACCACCAACGUGAACAGCAUCUCUGCGUCGGCUGUGUGUGCUUUCAACCUCAGCGCCAUCACCCAGGCUUUCAACGGACCGUUCCGUUACCAGGAGAACCCUCGUACAAGCUGGCUCUCCACCCCCAACCCCAUCCCCAACUUCCAGUGUGAUACCCUGGAGGAGCGUGGUCCAGGGGAGAACCAGACGGAGCGCAGCCUGCAGGACGCCCAGCGUCUCUUCCUCAUGUCUGACGUGGUGCAGCCCGUCUCCACCGACCCCCUCCUGUACCAGGACAACAUCCGUUUCUCCAAGCUGGUGGUGGACAUCGUGCAGGGCCGAGACACCCUCUACCAUGUCAUGUACAUCGGCACUGAAUACGGCACCAUCCUGAAGGCCCUCUCCACGACCAAUAAGAGCAUGCGGGGGUGUUACCUGGAAGAGAUGAGGCUCCUCCCCGAGGGUGAAAGCGAGCCAAUCAAGAGCCUUGAAAUCCUCCACAGCGAUAGGUCGUUGUUUGUGGGGCUUAGCGACAGGGUGCUGAAGAUCCCACUGGAGAGAUGCUCCAGCUACAAAACUGAACGGCACUGCCUGGACGCCCGAGACCCCUACUGUGGCUGGGACCGUAAGCAGAAGCGCUGCACCACCAUCGAGGACAGCUCCAACAUGAGCCAGUGGAGCCAGAAUAUCACUGAGUGCCCGGUAAGGAACCUGACCCAGGACGGCGGCUUCAGCCCCUGGGCGCCAUGGCAACCCUGUAACCACGACGACAGGGAGGGCGCCAGCACCAGUUGCGCGUGUCGAUCACGCUCUUGUAACAGUCCAGUCCCUCAGUGUGGAGGCUCCAACUGCAAGGGCCCCACCAUCCAGGUGGCCAACUGUUCCAGGAACGGAGGCUGGACCCCCUGGUCCUCCUGGGGUCAGUGCAGCACCAGCUGUGGCAUCGGGUACGAGGUGCGCCAGCGCUCCUGCAACAACCCCUCACCCCGGCAUGGGGGGCGUGUCUGUGUGGGACAAGGCCGAGACGAGAGGCUGUGCAAUGAGAAGAGCCCAUGUCCCCUGCCUGUGUUCUGGUCUUCUUGGGGCUCCUGGUCUCAGUGCAGUGCAGAGUGUGGAGGAGGGGUCCACUCCCGGGUCAGGAGCUGUGAGAAGGGGAACACCUGCCCAGGAUGUGCUCUGGAGUACAAGACCUGUAACCUGGAGGCGUGUCCGGAGGUCCGUCGCAACACCCCCUGGACCCCCUGGAUGCCGGUGAAUGUGACCCAGGACGGGGCCCGCCAGGAGCAGAGGACCCGCUACACCUGCAGGGCCCUCCUUCCAGACCCUCAUCAGCUGCAGCUGGGCAAGAAGAAGGUGGAGACCCGCGUCUGCCCCAACGACGGCACCGCCACCUGUGAGACUGAAGCUCUGGUUGAAGACUUGGUCAGGACCAGUGGAGGAGGCAGUAGUGGUCGACCUUUGCUCCGACAACCAGGUGGCACCAGGUGGUCCCCGUGGGAGACAUGGUCGACCUGCUCCCAGGAGUGUGCCAAAGGCUUCCGCACGCGCAAACGCACCUGUGCCUCAGCCGAGGGCAAGAGCAGCCCCAGUGGCUGUAGUGGAUCCCCAGUGGAGUACCAGGACUGCAACUCCCAGCCCUGCCCAGUGAAAGGAACCUGGUCGUGCUGGGCGUCAUGGUCUCACUGCUCUGCCACCUGUGGAGGUGGGCACUACCAGCGUACCCGUACCUGUAGCAACCCUGCCCCCGCCAACGGAGGUGACAUCUGCAUCGGCCUGCACACUGAAGAGGCCCUGUGCAACACACACACCUGUGAAGGUGGCUGGCUGGUGUGGUCAGAGUGGGGGGAGUGUGACGAGGAGGGGCUGCAGCAUCGCAGCAGGGAGUGUGGGGAACGGGAGGCAGACCCCAGCCUGUGUCAGGGCAAUGCCACGGCGAGCAGGCCCUGCCAGCCCCCCGAGGUGCCAGUCGUUCUGCCUGGACAGGAUAACGAUCAGCGCUGUGGGGCCUUCUCUCUGUUCCACCUGAUGGCCACGGGAGCGUUAUGUUUCUUUGCGGCGGUGGGGCUGUCGGUCCUGGUCUACGCCUACUGCCAACGACUCCACAAGCCCUCCCAGGAGUCAGCCGUCAUCCACCCCACCACGCCCAACCACCUCAGCUAUAAGGGCAACACGACGCCAAAGAACGAGAAGUACACCCCCAUGGAGUUCAAGACGCUGAACAAGAACAACCUUCUCCCAGACGAGAGCUGCAACUUCUUCCCCUCGUCCCUCUCGCCCCUCCCCUCCCUCCCCCAGAAUAACGUUUACACCACCACCUACUACCCUGCACCCCUGGGCAAAUACGACCACCCCUUCCACCCCGACUCACCUUGCAGGAACUAUAUGCACCACAGUUGA